Messenger RNA from Eremothecium cymbalariae DBVPG#7215, 8034 nucleotides. It is a transcript of the gene GCN1, whose product is annotated as Gcn1p. Gene Ontology annotation, molecular function: protein kinase regulator activity. Gene Ontology annotation, cellular component: cytosol. The transcript has a single exon. Gene Ontology annotation, biological process: cellular response to amino acid starvation; regulation of translation. The record is from RefSeq and is a predicted model, not a curated record. Bases 1 to 8034 code for a protein of 2677 amino acids. NCBI's taxonomy places the organism in Eukaryota, Fungi, Ascomycota, Saccharomycetes, Saccharomycetales, Saccharomycetaceae.
AUGUCCACUUGGCAUGAUAUAGAACCUAUAUUGGACAGACUUUGUCAUGAUUCUCUGUUGUCUGUGAGAUUGCCAGUUUUGGAGAAGAUUCAUUCCUGGUUAAUACAUGGAAAUAUUAGUGAUUAUUCGCAGUUAGAUCAUAUAUCUUCCUGUUUAUUAAAAACUUACGCAAUUUACCAAGAUCCCAAGUCGAAGACCCUGGUAAAGAGUAUAUUUCAAGAAAUUUUGGGGUUGGAACCUCAAUUCUUUGAUGUAUAUUUAAAUUAUAUUGAAGAUCAAGUUUUGAGAGCGGUUGUUGGCAGCAAAUCUGUUGCUGAUUACUUAAACCUCUUUGAUUGGGUUAAUUGUUUCUUGGUGCUUUGCAUUGAUGAUAAUGCUAAUGUUAGAAUUGGAACAAACGUUCAAAAAUUAGUUCAAUUACACUGUGUUAUUAGUAGUGGUAUUGAGGCAGCUUUGGAUUGCCAAGAAGAGAUCAAAUGGGAUUCUAUUAAGCAAAAUCAACGUAGGAGGAGAAUAAGGUUAUCGGUUUUGCAAUCCUCAAGUAAGGCCUUGUUUAAGCCCUUUAAAUUGAGUGGUGAUACCAAAUUUAUGGAAAUUAUAUGCGGCGUGUUAUUGGACGAAAACGUGAAGUUAAAGCUCCCCCAUUCUGGUGUCAUUAUUCUAAUGGGAGCUCUGAUUAAGGUACUUCUACAGUUAUUACCAAUUAGACCCACUUUCUAUGGAAUUUUUAAGGAAAAAUUCUUAACUAAAUAUUUAGAAUACACCAGUACAGAGGUUCUUCUGGGAAAGAACCCUCCAUCUCCAUUCUGUAUAGAAGUUGCUCUAUCACAGUUUAUCCAUGAAUUUGUUGAUCAUUCAAUUUUAUCAACAUACAUUAUUCCAAGUGUUGAGAAAUGCAACUUAAGGUCACCAACUCAGUCUUUUAAGGUAUCAGCGGAGUUAUACACUGCCUUGGAUUCUCAGAAAAUUGAUUUAAUCAAAGUUUUCACUGAAACAAAACUUAUGAGUCAAACGCUAUCAUCUUUCAAAAGCAGUAAGGAACCGAUUCGUGAUGCUGCUUUGAAUUCUAUGCUGGUGAUUCUUGAAAAUAUAAACAAGGAAAAUUACUCAGUUAGCAGUCUUGAAUUAUUCCUAGAUGAGAUCUUUAAAAGUUUGAAGUCAAACUUAAACAUUGAAUAUAAAUCUAUGGUUGCCAGGACAAUGAAGAAGGUUCCAACUUUCUCUAACUCGGUUUCGAACACCUUAUUGCAUGCGUUGUCUCCCUAUGUCGUGAAGGAAACAAAUGAAAACGUUCUAUUUCAGUUGUUAGAUGCUUUCUUUGCUCAUUUGAAUGCGACGAGCCCUCCUGAUGAAGCGUUGAUCAAAAUUGUGAGAAAUGGAUUUCAUGAUAAAAAGUUGCCAAUACGGAAGAUUUGGUUUACAUCAUAUCUUUCUAAUGCAGCCCAGCUAUCUAAGUUUUUGAUUUCUACAUUUGGGCCAGAAGUUUUGGAGUUUGCGAAGCAGACCUUUUGUACACCGCUAAAGGGACUACCAAUUGGAGUAUUGGGUGUAAUGGAAUUCUGGAACCGUAUCCAUCAGUUGGGUAUGAACGAAAUUGAGGCCAAAUUUGUUACAACAAUUGAAGAAAUUAUCGCUAAUUCCUCUGAAAACAGUUUUGGUCGUGCUUGGUUGUACAUUACAUUAUCGACUCAACUUGAAUCUUCCGAUCGUCUUCGCGCUGUGGAUCUAUUGGGAGCCUUGUACCAAUCUUACCCAGGUUUGCUCAGUACAUCCAUCAUUAAUACACUGAAGCAAAUGUGUUCCACUAAAAAUAGUGAACGGAUUUUGAAUUGCAUUUCUUAUCGUUAUCUUAGUCCGGUCGUCAUAUCCUUAUCACAGCAGAUUGAGGAUAUAGAAACACUAAAAAAUACCCUUGUUGAUCUAUUGAUUGUUACUGAAUAUGAAGAAUUUAAUAUAAAAAAUGGUUGGGCCAGCUUGGUAUUGAAUGCUAAACAAGAUCCAAGUGAGAUAGUCAGCGAAUAUGCCCUGAAAAUUAUCGACAAUGCAAAUGAAAUUAUGCUGAACAAGGAUUUAUAUAAUUCCAAACUUGCUGACGCUGCAGCCAAAUCUAUCUGUUAUUCGUGUUUCAUUAACCCUAAGCGUAUCCUGCCUUUAAUUAUUGAGAUUUUGCAAAAAGACCUCGACUUGAAUAAUUUCCCAACUUUGACUGAGCAAGACUUGGCUAUUUGGAACGGUAAAGAUGGUGAAUUAGUAAUAGACAUUGUAGAACUGAACAAUAAUAAAAAAGUUAUGAACAAAAAUUCUAAAGAUUACGAAACCUUAAAAUGGGAGGAGAGUAUCAGAAGGAAUCAACGAUCUAAACAAGGAAUACACAAAAAGUGGAAUAAAGAAGAACAAGCUUUAGUUGAUGCACAACUUGCAAAAGAGUCGGCUAUUAGAUUUAAUAUAUCAGCAUGCCACCUAGCGAUAAAUCGUUCAGUUCAAAUUAUUACUACGUUAACCGAUGAUGCGAUUCAGGUUGAUAAUGGUGCCGAUGAAUGGUACCCCGUUGCAGUUACAAAAGUUUUGGAUGCACUGCAACAUCGAUCAUUUGUAACCUUAAUGGGAGAAAUUGGGGUACAAACUUUCCUUAAGAUGUCGGUUUUAACUGCAACUGGAUUAGGUUCUUCGAAAUUCUUUUUAGGUGUUGCUGUAUUGCGUUCUUAUAAGGUAGAUAAGCUUCCAUCUGAAUUAACCCAAUAUCCUCUUGUUGAUUUGAUUUCAAGUGUUUUAUUUAAAGCGAAAUUUGUUUCAGACAAAAAGACAUUUGAUUCAAUAACUUUAGCAUACUGCUUACCGCUACUCAUCAAGGUUAUGGAAGAAGGGCAGCGUGUAGCUAUGGAAAAUAUCAAUAAGCCAACCACUAGAAGUGAGUUUUCAGAAGAGGAGAAAGAAGAAGAGCACUUGUUACUAGCACUUGAAAUUAUCUCAUCCCAUGCGGAAGCUUUUGAGGAUCCAUCUGUACCUCGCAGAAGGAUCAUUUCUGUUUUAUUAUUGUUAUUAGCCCUACCAUCAAAAGCUAAAUUGGCAAAAGAUUGCUUCUUGGCAUUAUGCCAGCAUAUUUCAGUCUCCCCAGCAAAAUCUGAUAUCGAUUUAAUACUUUCAAAUCUAAUGUCACCUAAUCGGUUCGUCAGGGCUACCAUCUUGGAAGCUAUUGAUAAUGAAUUUGAAUUACAGUCCUUUAUGCAUAAUUCUCCAGAAAUAUUUAUAUGUACCCAAGACGAAGAGGUAUCGAACAGCGAAACUGCUAGGUUCAUUUGGGAGUACAAUCACUUUGAAAUCAAUGAAGAUUUCCCAACAAUGUUAUUUGAUUUUUUUGGCCAGAAUGACAUUGGCAUUUGUUCGUUUGUGGCAAAAGCUUUUGCAGAAGCAGUAGCUUCGGUUCAGGCUAGCAAUAAGGCGGCAUUUGAUAAGCUGUUGGAUCAACUAAUGGAAUUUUAUAUACUGAAGGCUCGUCCUGCAGAAGAUAUUUCGGAUGAAUUCGGCUUAGUCGUUAUUUCUGCUGCUGAACAGAAAGAUCCAUGGCAUGAGAGAAAUACAACUGCUAUUGCGUUUAAGCAUAUGAGUCCUUUGUUUAAGGAUAGCAGACAGGUUAUUAAGUUUAUUCAUUUCGCGAUUCAGAGCGGUGCAUUAGGUGAUCAGGACCCUGUUGUUCGUCAGGGGAUGAAAGAAGCUGGUAUUGAAAUCAUUAAUGAGCAUGGUGCUGAGAAUGUCGAGGAGUUAAUUCCAAUUUUUGAGCAGCCUUUGACAUCUGAAUCUGAAGUAAGAAUCAAGGAAAAUGUGAUCAUCUUAUAUGGUUCUCUCGCAAGACAUUUGGAAACAGCUGACCCUCGUGUUGAUAUCAUCGUUAACAGAUUGUUGGCUACUUUAAAUACUCCUUCUGAGGAAGUUCAGCAAGCCGUGUCCGUGUGUAUAUCUCCUUUAGUAACUCUCUUCAGAGAUGAAGUUGGAGAAAAAUUUGAAACUUUAACCAAUACGUUGCUUGAUUCCAUAUCUCCUGUCUAUAUCAGAAGGGGUGCAGCAUGGGGUAUAGCUGGCUUAACAAAAGGAUAUGGUAUUUCUGCACUAGCCAAGUUCGAUAUCAUUCGCAACCUCAUUGAGGCCUCAGAAGAUAAAAAGGACCCAAAACGCAGGGAAUCUGUUGCCUAUGCCUUUGAGUGUUUAUCAAAGUCACUAGGUAAGUUAUUUGAACCAUAUGUUAUUAGAGUUCUUCCAAAUAUUUUGAAAAACCUGGGUGAUUCCGUUCCAGAUGUCAGAGACUCAACAGCUGAGGCAACUAAAUCAAUUUUGUCUCAAACCACCAGCUAUGGUGUCAAAAAGUUAAUUCCUGUUGCUGUUUCUAACUUAGAAGAUGUAUCCUGGAGAACAAAGAGAGGUUCUGUUGAAUUACUUGGCAAUAUGGCUUACUUGGAUCCAACUCAGUUAUCAGCUUCUUUGUCAACUAUUGUUCCUGAAAUUGUUAGUGUUCUAAACGAUUCUCAUAAAGAGGUUCGGAAGGCAGCAGAGCACUCUUUAAAGCGAUUUGGUGAGGUUAUCAGAAAUCCAGAAAUUCAGGCUUUGGUUCCAACAUUAAUUAAGGCUAUCGGAGACCCAACUUCCCACACCGAAUCAGCAUUGGAUGCACUAAUCAAGACACAAUUUUGUCAUUAUAUUGACGGGCCAUCAUUAGCACUGAUUAUUCAUGUUAUCCAUCGUGGUAUGCGUGAUAGAUCUGCGAAUACGAAGAGGAAAGCGUGUAAAAUUGUUGGUAACAUGGCAAUCUUGGUCGAUAAGAAGGAUCUAAUCCCAUAUUUACAGCAGCUAAUCGAUGAAGUAGAAGUUGCUAUGGUUGAUCCUGUCCCUCAAACGAGAGCUACUGCCGCACGUGCAUUAGGUGCCUUAGUUGAAAGAUUGGGCGAAGAUCAGUUCCGUGAUUUGAUUCCACGUUUAUUGGAUACAUUAAGCGACGAUUCUAAAUCAGGAGAUCGCUUAGGUUCAGCACAAGCACUAGCAGAAGUUAUCAACGGUCUGGGAUUAUCAAAAUUGGAGGAGCUAUUGCCAGCUAUUUUGAAUGGUGUAACCCACUUUCGUCCCUACGUACGCGAAGGAUUCAUGCCGUUAUUACUUUUUAUACCGAUUUGUUUUGGUGCUCAAUUUGCUCCUUAUAUCAAUCAAAUUAUUCAACCAAUUUUAUCUGGUUUGGCCGAUACUGAUGAAAACAUUCGCGAUAUAGCAUUGAAAGCAGGCAAGUUGAUCGUGACAAACUAUGCAACAAAGGCUAUUGAUUUAUUGCUACCCGAACUGGAAAAGGGGAUGCUUGAUGAAAAUGAACGUAUUCGGUUGUCUUCAGUUCAGUUGGCCGGCGAUUUACUGUUCCAAAUUACUGGAACUUCUUCUCACAAUGAAUUCGUGGAAGAACAAUCAGAUGAAGGUAUGGAAGUUAGCAACCAGCUUGUUGAUGUCCUGGGCAAGGAACGUCGUGAUAGAAUACUGUCCUCAUUGUUUUUCUGCAGAAAUGAUUCUUCAGGUAUUGUUCGUUCUACAACACUUGAUAUUUGGAAGUCAUUGGUGCCAAAUACUCCACGUACAAUCAAAGAGAUGUUGCCAACACUGACAAACAUAAUAGUCGUUAAUUUGGCAUCGCCAUCCAGUAUUCUUCGUCGUUUGGCAGCUCAGACUCUUGGGGAUUUAGUUCGUCGUGUUGGUACCAAUGCGUUGUCACAAUUAUUACCAACAUUAGAAGAAUCACUAAAUGCAUCCAUUGAUUCUAAUUCAAGACAAGGUAUAUGUAUCGCUUUAGGCGAACUGAUUGAAUCAUCGAAUACUGCUCCUCUUCUUGAAUUUCAAGAUAUCAUCGUCAACAUUAUACGUAAUACAUUGGUGGAUAGUGAUGAGAUGGUUAGAGAAUCCGCAGCUUUAUCUUUUGAUGCUUAUCAAAAUGCUGUGGGUAAUCAGGCAAUUGAUAAUAUUAUUCCAUAUUUGUUAAACAUCUUGGAAUCCUCCAAUAAUUCAGAAUAUGCAUUGUCAGCUUUGCAAGGGAUAAUUUCAACUAAAUCAGAGAUUAUCUUCCCAAUUCUGAUCCCAUCAUUAUUAUCACCACCAAUUGAUGCAUUCAAAGCCCGUGCUUUGGGUUCUUUGGCAGAAGUAGCCGGUACUGCUUUAUACAAGCGUCUAUCAUCAAUUUUAAACGCUUUGGUCAACACCUUGGUGAACGAAGAUCUCGAUUAUGAUACGAAAUGUUCUAUUGAAAUUGCAAUAGACCGGGUCCUUGCUUCUGUUUCGAGCGAAGACGGAAUAUACCCAUUAAUGCAACAAAUUAUGGCGUUACUGAAGAGUGAAGAUAUGGAAAAACGUAUUGUAAUACUAAACCAGCUUCCAAAUUUCUUCGAGAAUACAACUCUGGACUACAGCGUUUACACACCGGAUAUUGUUGCCCAAGCAAUCUUAUCUUUAGAUAAUAAAGAUAGUCGAAUCGUCGAAGUUAAUUUUCAAAUGCUUUCAACAUUGCUCAAAAAGCAGGAUAAAAUGAUGCUUGAAAAAUUAGUCCAACCUGCCAAACAGUCAUUGCAUUUGACAGGUACUGAGGGUGAAGAUUUAGCUGCAUUUACUUUGCCUAAUGGUCCUAACUGUGUAUUGCCAAUAUUUUUGCAAGGGUUGGUUUAUGGUUCUAGUGAUGAGCGUGAAGCUUCGGCUUUGGCUAUUGCUGAUGUUGUAUCCAAGACACCUUCAGCCAAUUUGAGGCCUUUUGUUACCGUUAUAACUGGUCCAUUAAUUCGUGUUGUCGGAGAAAGAUUCAGUAGUGACAUUAAGGCAGCUAUUCUUUACGCCCUGAAUAUAUUGUUUAGCAAGGUUCCGCAGUUUCUGAAACCAUUCAUUCCUCAAUUGCAGAGAACUUUUGUGAGAUCUUUGUCAGAUGCUUCAAACGAAACUCUUCGUUUACGUGCUGCCAAAGCAUUGGGAACUUUAAUUCAAUACCAGCCUAGAGUUGAUCCACUUAUUGUUGAACUUUCCUCAACUGCUCAUCAAUCCAAGGAUCCUGGUGUGAGAACUGCUACAUUGAAAGCUUUGCUUGAAGUCGUGUCAAGAGCUGGUAACAAGUUAAGCGAUGCUUCAAAGAAAACCAUUAUUAACUUGGUAGAGCAGGAAAUCUUAUCUGCGGACAAUAAACUUGCUAUUGCAUACGCUCGGUUAAUUGGUGCUUUGUCAGAGAUAUUAUCAGCAGAUGAAGCAUGUAAUAUAUUGAAUGAAAAGGUACUGCAGUCUAAUCUCGAUGGUGAAUUUGGAAAGUUUGGCAUUUUGACUUUAAAUUCUUUCCUAAAGGAUGCUCCCAUGCAUAUUUUCACAAAUGAUUUAACGAACAAAGUUGUUGAAUACUUGGUGGAAGUUACUAGCUCAAAGGAUCCAUAUCUCAGCGAUAAUGGUUUACUUGCAGUCGGAAAAAUUUUGUUAUUAGAGGGAGAAAGAAAAUCUCCCACUUCUAAAGUUACCUCAGAGGAACCAUUUAGUCUGGGUAAAGAAAAUAUCGAAAAGCUCAUUUCUCAAUUGAACAAAUGUAUGCUUCAGCCCCCAAGUAAUUCAUUGGAUACUAGAAGAAUGACCCUUGUAGUCAUCAGGACCCUUGCAAGAUUCAAAUAUGAUGAGUGCAUUGCACCAUAUCUCGAUACACUUGGUCCCUCCACAUUCUCGUGCUUGCGCGAUAUCAUCAUCCCGAUCAAACUAUGCUCAGAGAAAGCUUUUCUUGCUAUGUUCAAACUAGUCGAAGAAAAGGAUAUGACAACUUUCAACAACUGGUUGAAUAACCUGACUGCUGAUCCAGUUCAAAAUAGCUUGGGUGCUGCAAUUCCAGUAAGGUCUAUCAGUGACUAUACUAAGCGGGUUGGUGGAAGAUUAGCAAACGUCGAAAGAGAAAGAAUUGCAGCAGGUGGUGAUGCUGAAGCAAUGUUCUCAGACCGUUUUGAGGACGAAACAGAAAUAUGGGCUGUUGGUGGUGUAGAUUUGAACUCCUCAGAUAUUUAA